Molecule: messenger RNA, 1032 nt
Organism: Hypomesus transpacificus
Lineage: Eukaryota; Metazoa; Chordata; Actinopteri; Osmeriformes; Osmeridae
Product: beta-1,3-galactosyltransferase 5-like
Cellular component (GO): membrane
Molecular function (GO): N-acetyl-beta-D-glucosaminide beta-(1,3)-galactosyltransferase activity
Source: RefSeq, a predicted model, not a curated record
AUGAAGGACAGAAAUGACAGUCUACCGCUGCCCAGUCAGUCGGUGGUGUUCCUGAGCCUAUUCCUCAUGAUGGUGACUGGAGGGCUGGUCUGCUCCACCCUACUCGUCCUACAGCCACUCAGCAGCUCGGGCCAACCGUGGCCCAAAGACACUCUUUUACAUCCCCAGUCCCUGACCAGUCACAACCAGGGAGAAACCAUCCCGCCACAUGAAGUAGCCUACCCACAAAACUACCACUUUAUUCUGGACCAGUCUCUGAGGCACGAGGCUCCCUUCUUGGUUCUGAUGGUGCCGGUGGCUCCAAGUAACCUGGAAGCCAGGCAGGUGAUCCGCCGGACCUGGGGGAAGGAGGGUGUGGUUCUGGGCCGGGCGGUGCGUGUGUUGUUCCUGCUGGGCAUUGGGGCGGGGGUGGAGAGGCAGCAGGAGCAGCUGAAGACGAAGAGCCUGGAGCACCACGACCUGCUGCAGAGUGACUUCCUGGACAGCUACUUCAACCUGACCAUCAAGACCAUGGUGAUGCUGGAGUGGCUGAACUCUCGCUGCCCCAACGCCUCCUACGCCAUGAAGGUGGACUCCGACAUGUUCGUCAACGUGCACAACCUGGUCGGCAUGCUGGCCGCCCCAGACACGCCCACCAGGAACUACAUCACGGGCAUUGUCCGGCUCAACAGCAAUGUUGUCCGAGACCCCACCUCAAAGUGGUACAUUCCCAGAACGGUUUAUCCCAGUUCUAAAUUCCCACCUGACCUCAUAGGGAAUGGUUAUAUUUUCUCCUUGGAUCUUGCUGGGAAGCUAGUGGAAGCCUCCAAACAGGUCAGAGCCAUUUACAUUGAGGACGCCUACCUUGGGAUGUGUCUGCACUACUUGGGGAUUGCCUUGAGCUACCCUCCUAGCUCAGCCCUUUUCAAACUGUACCCCCCUUACCGUAACAGACGCUGUUUCUACUCCUCUGUUGUCAUGACGCUCAUGGACAGCAUCAAUAAUCUACAGGCAGUCUGGAGGGACUUACAGAGAUUUGGCUCACCCUGCUAA